Ananas comosus (pineapple) is the source of this 1775-nucleotide messenger RNA. Its product is annotated as RHOMBOID-like protein 1. Gene Ontology annotation, biological process: proteolysis. The transcript has 5 exons. The record is from RefSeq and is a predicted model, not a curated record. Gene Ontology annotation, cellular component: membrane. The coding region runs from base 213 to 1166 and encodes 317 amino acids. Gene Ontology annotation, molecular function: serine-type endopeptidase activity. NCBI's taxonomy places the organism in Eukaryota, Viridiplantae, Streptophyta, Magnoliopsida, Poales, Bromeliaceae.
GUCGCUGAAACGCAAAGGAAAAGGGACGUCGCAGCGCUGAUCGCGCGCAUCCACCCCUCGUCAACCAACGAACCCUUGCUGCCAAACCAACCCCGGGUCUCUUCUCUUGCCCUUCUCAUUGGUUUUGGUUCUGGUUCUGGUUCCUUUUCCUUCCCUUCGUUGGUGCGCAUGCACCGACGACAGAGCAGAAAGAAGGCAUCGAACAAGAUCAGAUGGGGAAGACGGCGACGGGGCGGGCGGAGGAGGACGUGGAGGCGGCGUGGGCGGCUGCUCCCCAGCAGGAGGCGUGGGUGGCAUGGCUGGUGCCGGCCUUCGCCCUCGCCAACACCAUCGCCUUCGCCUACACCAUGUACGUCAACGACUGCCCCUCCUCGCACCGCCUCCUCCUCGGCCCCCCCUACAGCUACUACUAUUCCUCCCCUUCUUCUUCUUCUUCCUCUUCCACCUGCGUCUUCCCCUCCCUGCUCGGCCGCUUCGCCUUCGAGCCCUUCUCCGUCAACCCUCUCCUCGGCCCCUCCCUCCGCACGCUCGACAAAUUGGGAGCGCUUAAUUACGCCGAGGUAGUGGAAGGAGGCCAAGGGUGGCGUCUUAUUGCUUGUAUAUGGUUACAUGCCGGGGUCGUCCACUUACUUGCUAAUAUGCUGAGCCUCUUAUUUAUAGGUGUUCGUCUUGAACAGGAAUUCGGAUUCGUUAAGAUUGGUAUGUUGUAUUUACUCUCUGGAUUCGGUGGGAGCUUGAUGUCUUGCUUGUCUAUUCGUACAAAAAUAUCCGUUGGUGCAUCUGGUGCACUUUUUGGCCUACUGGGAGCUAUGCUAUCUGAGCUCAUUAUGAAUUGGACGAUAUAUGCGAACAAGUUUGCAGCACUUUUGACUCUGAUUGUGGUAAUAGCAAUCAACUUGGCUGUUGGAAUCGUUCCGCAUGUGGAUAGUUCUGCACAUAUUGGAGGAUUUAUUUCUGGUUUUCUGCUUGGAUUUGUUCUUCUGAUUCGUCCUCAGUUUGGCUGGAUUAACCGCAAGCACAUCCCUCCGGGUUACAACAUUGAACUUGUGAAACCAAAGCACAAAACUUAUCAGCAUAUCUUGUGGCUUGUUGCUAUAAUCCUACUAAUUACAGGAUUCUUGAUUGGAUUGAUAAAGCUAUUUCGUGGAGUCUCAAAGCAACACUGACUACGCACUUUUAUAGUAUUCUCUGCUGCAACCCUGGAAUUACAUUAAAGUAAUACAUAGCCUGGCAAAAAAUUUUCAAGUUAUAGCAUCUGGCUUUGCUUUCAAGAAUCUAUCCUGAAGAGUCUUACAAGUGAGGGAGAAGCAGGUUUGUCAUUGCCUGUUAGAUGAAAUGUUCGUGAUGGCAAGGAAAUGAUCUAGAAUUGCAUAGCUUCAUCAAGAAGGCGCAAAGAGGGUGGGAUUGGAAGCUGUUGUCAAUUCAAUGCAAGGCAGAGAUUGGUAUGGACAAUACGGGCAAGCAAUAAGAAGCAAUAAGUUAUUCUUCCUUGCUCUCUCUCUCUCUCUCUCUCUCUCUGAUAGUGUCGUGUUUAGCUUGGAAAGUGCUGCUGUGUGCUAUUGAAAAUCCUUUGCUUGUGCCUUUCAAAAGAAAAGAGAUGUCUCUUCAGAAGUGGACUAGAACCCACUGAAACUUUUGAGUCUUGUACAGAUCAGUUUUGCAAUAGUUUUGCAAUGAAUAUUAGAUACUGUUAUGCCACAUGUAAAUAAUUGAUGCAUUACCGUAGCAACUAUGAUGCGGUCCUAAUCCCAUGGACACUAGAGAUCUAAGUAUAA